AUGGUCACAGCGACAUCGACCGGCGCACCGCCAUCCAAUUCCAAACCCAUCCCCAUGUCCAAACCAACGCCCCAGCCCAUCUCGUACGCCGACCGCGCAAAGAAAGGUGCUCAUGCCCGUAUCUCCCAUCCUCAGCCCCAAACACAAACACGAUUAGCGCCUUCUUCGUCCUCGUCUGCGCAGAAAGGAACCACGACGACGACGGUGAUGCCCUCGGCCGCUGAUUUCCCCGUAGUCUCGAAUUCGAACUCGAACAAUCACGCGUCGAGAAGUCAUCAUUCGACGACGACUACGACUUCUUCCUCUGCUGCAUCGACGCAUACUGCACAUACAUCGCCCACGACCUCGCACGAGAAUCCGAUGGACGAUCCUACGCCACCUCCUUCGGCACCAGCGAAGCCACCAGCGAUGAACGUUUGGAGCUUGCGUGCGGAGGCUCGGGCUCGUCCCCUUCAGCAAUUAAACUCACAAAACGUCUCCGCCACCACCCCUUCCGCCCCCUCUCCCGCUGUCACCCCACCCUCCGCGUCGAGUAGCCGUGCGACGCCGAACUCGAACGCUAAUCCUAAUCCUAACGCCAACGCCAAUGCCAAGUCAUCACCUGCCCCUAUAUCUCUAGCGAACUCGCGCUCUCCGUCUUCGAGACCAAACGCAUCGGAUGUCGAGGAUCCCGACGCGUUCGUCGUGAAAGCGAAUCGCUCGCUUUCGUCUCAGCGUCGGCCACAGACACAGACACAAGCAUCGCAUCAGCCGGUACCGGCACCGCCGCCGCCGCCACCUGUGGAUGAUACGGAGAGUUGGCCGGAGGUGGGCAAGGCGGUUGGUAGUGGCGGUGAUAGUGGUGCAGGGAAGAGUUCGGAUCAAGGUGGAGAUAGAGAUGGUGAGAAGGAGAGGGAGCGGGAUAAGGAGGAGGAGCAGAGUCAUCCGAGUACGCCGAGGAAAGAGAAACACAAAUGGAUAGCCAUACCCCCCUCCGAACUGCAAGCCGCCGCCGACGCCGCCGCCCGUCGUUCACGUUCACAACAACAUCAGCACCAACAGCAAGGAUCCCGCUCACACUCACAAUCCCAGUCCCAGUCACAAUCACGGUCUUCGAAAACCAACGCCCCAUCCACGUCUACUUCGAACCACCGGAGUCAGAAUCAAAACCAUACCCGCCAUUCGAGCUCGAAUCCGUCCGUGUCAGUGUCGCAGGUUCCGUCGAGUAGCGGGGGUAGAGGAACAGGGACAGGGACAGGGACAGGGACAGGAACAGGGUCGCAGGUGACGUCGACGAUGCAGAGUAGGGCGAGUAGUUUGCAGUCGAGUCCGAGGGGGUUGGGGUUGGGCGUGGGCGGAGGGGGGAGGGGGAGGAAGUUGCCUGGGGAGGGGAUCGAGGUCGUUGUGGUGAAUGGGAAUGGGAAUGGGAAUGGGAACGGGAUUGUGGGCGGGAGCGGGAGCGGGAACGGGAAUGGGAAUGCGCUGAUGAUGGGCGCUGGCGUCGACAAGGCUGGUCAUAACACGACGGACAGCACCAGCACCGACGCGGUCAAGAUUGCGCCGAGCUCCGGACCCGACGCUCUCGUCACUGAUCCUAGUGACUCGAUCGAUUUACCUAACGCUGCCCCGCCAUCUCGGUCCUCUCAACCCUCACGACCCUCCCGAACAUCACCACACCAUCAACAACAACCCCAACAAUCCCAACAACCACAACAACCGCAGCAGAUACAAACGACGCUACAGCCCCAGCCCCAUCAGCAUCACCCUACGGUACAAGGUGCUUACUACGUCUCGCCGCCACGGAUGCAGCAGCAGGUGCAGUUGCAGUUGCAUCAGCCGCAACCGCAGAGUUUUGCGCAUGAGGUGCCACAGGUGAAUUCGAAUCAACACCACCACUCGCAGUCGCAAUCGCAAUCGUUGCAGGCCCCAUCGGGUUCGGGCUCGGGACCGUACCCCGGUCCACCGUCGUCUGCGACUUCGCCGUUCACGUCUGAACAUGGUCAUGGAGCGAUACACCCACAACAUCCACACCAGCAUUCUCAUUCGCACUCACAUUCGCAUCAUUACCCACCCCCGCCUCCUCCGGGCGCUUACAUGCCUCCCCCACCCCCGCCUCAUCAACAUCCAGAUAUGUAUUCGCCCGGAGCUGGGGCUUGGUAUCCUCCUCCACAGAUGCAGGUUCCGCAUUUGGGACAACAUCCACAUUCGCAUCCACAUCCGCAGCGCCAGUACGACCCACAACAACAGCACCCACAGCAGCACCCACAACAACAGCAGUUCGCGCCGUAUGCGCCGUACGGGUAUUGGGUGGGUCCGGGCGGGGAGUACGUCGUCCCUCCUCCACCGCAUAUGCAGCAUGCACAGCAGCAGCAGCAACAUUUGGCGGGACCGGGACCGGGACCGGGACCGUAUGGGUAUGGAGGCGGGAUGGGUGUGGGUGUGGGUGUGAAUGGCAUGUCGAUGAGUCCGCAGCCGAGGGCUCAGUCGGGACAGGACAUGCAGAUGUAUGGAGGGGUUGGGACUGGGACUGUGACUGGGGCAGGGGAGGCCUCGGGCGAGGGUGAGCAGGAUGGGUUGGUGCGAGAGGUGUUGAGGGUCGAUGUUGGUGUUGGCGCUGAUGUUGGCGCUGGUGUUGGAAGAGUGCAGGAUGGCGAGGGUCACGGGGCUGGCGUACCGCCACCCAGCGAGAGAUCGAGACCUUUGGAUCCGAAGGACGAAGAGGCCGUAGCGGGAUACCGGAAAGUCUCCGUCGUGGAAGAUGUGGUCGAAAGAGGAGGGGGGUAUGUUGGAGUUGGGGAGGUGAUUUUCGGGAGUGUGGGCCUCCCCGAAGGGAUGAGGAGUCCGAGUCCUAUGGAGGAGGGUGGGAAGGUUGGUUCUGCGGGUUCUGGGACGGGCGAGGAAGAGCGGUCUAAGGCCAAGAUGUUCACCGUCGGUGUGCGGCCGGGCGAGGCGGGCCCUUCGUCUCUCUUGAGGGAGAGGUCGAAGUCUAGGAGCGGGACAGGGACGUGGACCGCGACAAGGACGAACUCGAUGACCAGUGACCCUGCUGCGACACGCCAGAAUGGCGUGGUCGUCACCGGUGCUGGUGCGGAUGCUGAAAACAUCGGGAGCGAGGUCGUGGACCUGACGGAUAAGGAAACGAAAUUCGAGUUUGGGACGACAACGACGGCGCCGACGACAACGACGGCGCCGACGACAACGACGGCGAGCGACUUCAUGGAUUAUUCGAACGCCGGUGCUAGUGUCGGGCCUAGGUCUGCGUUGCCGAUGGAGAAUGCGCCGCAGGGGCUGGGGCAGCCGCCACCUGUGCCAUUUAACGUGGGCUUGUUGUUCAGCGGAACGACGGUGCAGGCGCAGAGUCCGACGGUACAGGUUGGGCUGGAGUCGUUGGAGGGGACGUCGCCGCCUCAAGUGUUACCGCCACCGCCGCCGCCGCAUUCGGGACCGUAUUUGCAGAUGGGUGAGCAGGUGGGUGGGUUGCCGGUGACGACUUCGGGGACUGGGGUUUAUCUUGGACAGGGACAAGCACCGGGACCUCCCCCUGCGUCGGCAGCGAGAAGUUCAGGCGCGGUACCACCGGUCUCGGCUGCGAGGUCGGGUACAGGCGAUGAUCUCGAGGUGAAAGACUUUGGAUUCGGGUUCGGAAGGGCGAGCGGGACGGGUUAUGCAGUGGAUUUGGCGAGGGAGCAGAGGAUCAGAAGAGAGAAGGAAAGAGAGAGGGAGAGGGAGAGAGGAGAGUAUCAGAUACAGGCGAGGGAGAGGGCAGAGAGCUUUGGGUCUGCGGCGGGUGGUGUUGGUGCUGGCGCUGGAGUAGCGGCGGGGAUUGGAGCGGGGAUGACACAAGGUGCGGCUCCGGGUCCUGGUGCGGGGAUAAAUGGAUGGGUUUCUGGGGCCGGAGGAAGGUCAAGGAGGGGUUCGUUCGCUGGGAGCGGAUACGUGGCAGAGAGGGGAGGAUAUUCCGGCAGAAGGGGCAGGGGUAUAGGUCCUGGAGGAUUUGGAUCUGGUAGGGGAUAUGGCAGAGGCGGAGGCGCGUAUAAUCGGAGACAGGUGCAACCUCAACUGCAACAUACACCUCCUUCCCGUUCGCCUGUCGGUUACACGCCACCGGCGCCUGCAUUCCAGUCGUUACCCCCUCUAUCGUCGUCCCUGCCUCCGCCAUUACCGCCACCACCCUCCCAUUCAAUUUCGCCAUCGUUGCAGCCUCCAAUGACCACUGAAUCACCAGGCGGAACGACGUACUACGCUUUGCCUCAACCUCCUUUCAUAGCGCCCGGGUUCGAAGCAUACCAUUACUCGCAGUUCCAACCCAUCGUGCCACAACAACCUCAGAUGACCUAUGCGCCCCAGCCGACUUCUGCGCCUGUCAGUGCUGGUGGCGUUGGGAUGCAGCCGCAGCCACAGGGAGGGAUGCAUCCUGCGACGGUGCCCCAGCCUAUCACGCAGCUGGUGUUCCCGCUCGAUCCGACCAGGUAUUAUUUGCUUGGACAGUUGGAGUAUUAUAUGAGUGCACAGAAUAUGGCGGGCGAUUAUUGGUUGAGGAAGAAGAUGGAUUCCCGCGGAUGGAUUCCGAUCCAGCUCCUCGCAUCGUUCAAUCGCGUUCGCAGCACGACCCAGAACUACUAUCUGGUCAGGGAGGUACUCACGCUGUCUACCAUCGUCGAAGUGAGAGGGGACUAUGUCCGGAUGGGAGGUGGACAGUGGGAGAGAUACGUAUUGCCAGAUGCGCCGGUCAGUGAGGUCGAGAGUCCGUAUGAGUACGGCGCGCCUGUGCAUGGGUAUGCAGGUGCUGGGGUGGAGGUGGCCCCCGGAAAUGGGACGAGUGAGAGUGCGAAUUCGAAUGGGGAGGUGUAUUCGCCGGGUGGGGAGGAGACGGGAGAGGAGGUGGAGGAAGAGGAGGAAGAUGAUGUGGUGUUUGUGAUGGGACCUCCGGGGCAGCAACAGCCUUGGGUUUCGACUUCGUAG
Messenger RNA from Stereum hirsutum FP-91666 SS1, 4941 nucleotides. RefSeq lists its product as uncharacterized. Gene Ontology annotation, cellular component: cytoplasmic stress granule; cytosol. Bases 1 to 4941 code for a protein of 1646 amino acids. Gene Ontology annotation, molecular function: RNA binding. Gene Ontology annotation, biological process: positive regulation of translation. The record is from RefSeq and is a predicted model, not a curated record. Lineage: Eukaryota; Fungi; Basidiomycota; Agaricomycetes; Russulales; Stereaceae. The transcript has 3 exons.